Molecule: messenger RNA, 2963 nt
Organism: Clupea harengus (Atlantic herring)
Lineage: Eukaryota; Metazoa; Chordata; Actinopteri; Clupeiformes; Clupeidae
Gene: mob3c
Product: MOB kinase activator 3C
Source: RefSeq, a predicted model, not a curated record
ACUUAACAGUGUAAGAACUACAGCUCUUUUUGUACGUAAAAUAAAUGCGUCGUUGUUCAUGCAUACUUAUGCACAUAAAACCGCCUCUGUGUACUGUUAGCAUACAUGCACUCUUGUUGACCACUGAGAUGCUUAUCAGCCAUUGAAAUCCCAAAUUACAAAUUGCAGGAUGAGAAAAUAGCUCCAUCUAGUGACACUUUUAGGUUUUGCAUCGACUCAUAUCAUGGAAUGAUUCUUCAAGGACAGAAGUUAUAUUCUGGGAUUCCUGAAAGCAUUAUUUCACCAAUUUAUAUCGUUUUAAGUUAAAUUAAUUAUUUUAACAUUAGUCGAUCAUAGUUUACUGGUAUUCAUCUUACGGCAACCCCAAUGGCUAAACCUAUCAGAAAGCCAUUCAGAUCACUCAGUAAAAAUCAGCCUUCCACUCUCUUAUCUCACUCUACAGCCAUUCAUGUGCAGUUCAGCAAACAGUUAUCAGUCCAGACCCGGCCUCCACCAGUCCAGUUGUGAAUAGGUUUGGUUCACUGCAAACACUGUCAAAUCAGGCAAUCAGGACAAGAGCCUUCCUGGAACACACCUGGACUUACAAUAAAGAAUAAGCAAUUGGUUCAGUCAAACCUUAGUGACCGGAGUAUCUUUAUCCUUGCUUGCCAUGUAUGAGUGGUAUGUGUUUUCUCAGAAAGUAUGUGUUAAAAAGGAUAAACAAAUACACUUUUGUCUGAUUUUAUGGGGUGUAUCAGAUGUCAUUUAACAGAAAAUAGAUGACUGCUCAUGUUUUCAAAUGCAUUGAAAUGUUGUUUUUCAGAAUGAAUGCUCAUUGUGGAAAAUCAAGUAUGCUGUGUGUCUUGGUACUGAGAAGCAGCAAGUGGUGGGAAAUGGUUGUAAGUUCCUCAGCCUAGGGCUUAAAAUGCAUAAGCAGAGCCCACCACUGAAACUCUGCCCUGUUUGGGCAGUGGGGUGUCUGAGGAGGGUGGAGGGGGUGAGAGGGGAGCACAGGAAUGAGAAGGAGGAAGGAGGAGCAUGAGGAGGGCCUAAGACGGCCCCCUUGGUUCCGCUACUUGCAACUCAGUUCUUCCCCCUCCUCUCAAACUUUAUAGUUCCUCUCAGCACACAAGUCCAGACUAUUCCACCACACACACACACACACAUACACACACACACACGCACGCACAAGAACACACACACACACACACACACACGCAUGCACAAGAACACAGUCACAGACAGCGGCAGAAGGGGGCCAACCAGACAAAAUCAGGAUGUGACAUCAUUCCUAGGAAGAAAAGCCAAACAACUUUUUUUUUUCUCGUAUUUUCUUUCACUUUUUCCCCCUCCAUUGCUCCGUUGUGUUGUGUGCCACUGAGUGAGAUCGGAGCCUCCAGGUCUGGUCUGCUCGGGUCUGGUCGGGUGCCGUCUGAAAGGGAGGGAGUGCCCGGAGGCGAAAGAGGGGACAAAUCAAAUCAGGAUCCCGUUCGUGGCGAGUUCUAUUUAAGCCACUGACACAGGAAUUCUCCCGAGCCUUCCCACGACUCGCCAUAACAUUCCAAGCCAUUCAAAGUGGGACUCAGGCCAGGGAGAGUUUCCACAGUCCACAGCAUGAAAUAAAGAUCCUGAAAGAGGAUACUUCACAACAUUCCUGUUGUUCCACUUUGGCUGAAAAAAAAACCAAGAUGAACCUCUGCCUUGGGCAAGUCUUCAGCAAAGAUAAGACGUUCAGGCCGCGGAAGCGCUUCGAGCCCGGCACCCAGAGGUUCGAGCUGUAUAAGAAAGCCCAGGCCUCGCUCAAGUCAGGCCUGGACCUGCGCAAAGUGGUGCAGCUCCCUGAGGGUGAGAGCAUCAACGACUGGAUCGCCGUGCAUGUGGUGGACUUCUUCAACCGCAUCAACCUCAUCUACGGCACCGUCAGUGAGUUCUGCUCCGAGCGCACCUGCCCCAUCAUGUCCGGCGGCCCGCGCUACGAGUACCGCUGGCAGGACGGGGACCACUACAAGAGGCCCACCAAGCUGCCCGCCCUCAUGUACAUGAACCUGCUCAUGGGCUGGAUCGAGACGCUAAUCAACAACGAGAACAUCUUCCCCACACAAAUAGGUGUUCCCUUCCCAAAGAACUUUCAGCAGGUGUGCAAGAAGAUCCUGAGCCGACUGUUCCGAGUCUUCGUCCACGUAUACAUCCAUCAUUUUGAUGUUAUUUGCAGUAUGGGUGCUGAGGCCCACAUUAACACCUGCUACAAACACUACUAUUUCUUCAUCUCUGAGUUCAGCCUCAUCGAACACUCUGAACUUGAGCCUCUGAAAGAAAUGACAGAAAAAAUCUGUACCUAAGGAGUGACUGUGGAGCCUUAGAGAACUAAUGGACCACCAGCAUCACACCAAAAACCAAGAUCCAAUGAAGUGGACUGUAGCAUACUUCAAGAGACUCUGAUUCAUUCUGAUGAUGGCAUGCCCCUUUUCUUGACUUUCGUAUUACGGUCAUAAUAAUUAUUGAUGCUGUUUCUGCAACUGUGUUUGCUAUCUGUUUUUUUCCCCAGGGUUAUUUAUGCAUGUUAAGUUUCAGUACAGUUUUGGACAAGAAAUGUGAUUUUUCUCUUAAACAAUACUUUUUUUCUGCAUGACUUGGAUAGCAGGAAAGAUGAGCCAGAAUUCUUAUACUACGUUCACUUGAACCACUCCAUUCCAGUGUUGUAUAUGUUGUUGUUAAAAUAUGUCUCCGAACACACAGUUUGGGAUAGGCACUGUGAAACGAUGUCUCACCACAACAAUUGUUUCCGCUGAAAGUGUUUAUCAAGAAUCCUUGUUCUAGAGGUGCCAGUUGGCUAGUAGCUUUAUUUAUUGUUCAGAUUAAAUCUCAACCAACCUUUAAAUAGUUCAUCUUGGUACCAUGCUUAAGAAGCAGUGUAUUAUUUUUGGCAUUUGUCAUGACGCUGAUUUUUAUUACAAAUAAAUGCAGUAUUAAUUGUAUUUUGAAAA